This is a messenger RNA of Biomphalaria glabrata, 5998 nucleotides long. Its product is annotated as anoctamin-8-like. Bases 95 to 3562 code for a protein of 1155 amino acids. Gene Ontology annotation, molecular function: chloride channel activity. NCBI's taxonomy places the organism in Eukaryota, Metazoa, Mollusca, Gastropoda, Planorbidae. Gene Ontology annotation, cellular component: plasma membrane. The transcript is spliced from 15 exons. Gene Ontology annotation, biological process: chloride transmembrane transport. The record is from RefSeq and is a predicted model, not a curated record.
UUUUAAGCAAAACAAACAUGGCGUCUCUCAUCUGCAAAAUAAUAAAAAUAUCGCUUUACCAACGAUUUUAUAAGCUUGUUCUUACAUUUUGAGUAUGUUUUCGGAAGAUCAAGAGCGCAGAUCAGAGAGACAGAAGGAUGGAGGCCAUCAUGGUUUUAUUCGACAUAGAAUACCAUAUAGACUUUUAGGGCGAAGAUCACUCGGUGCAAAAAGAUUGGUAGUUUCAAGCAAAGUUUUAUUUCCAGCAAUACCAACACAAAACUGUGAUGUAGUCUUAACAUUCCCAGCACAUACUGAUGAUGCCACUUUAAUGUGGCUUCUGGCCCGUUUGAAAACUCGGGCCCCAGCUCUCACUGUCCAUGUUCGCCAUCACAGCCAUACUGGCAUCUAUGGCUUCUAUUUGACAGCGCUCUAUGACAAUCUUUUGCAAGGAGCAGAAGAGUUAGGUAUUUUGAAGCCGCUGAAGUCAGAUUAUGGAGGAGGAAUGAAAGAAUUUGUUUUUGAGGAUCAAGACUGUUUUGCUGGCAUUGAAGAUGAAUCCACAUUUCUAACUAGCCAAGAAAGGCAGAGUAUUGUGCUGCAUUUUCUCCAUGAGCUUCGAGCCACUGGAGAAGACACACUUGCUGGGAUAACUUUUAUUGAAGGACAGCCUAUAGUUCCUUUGUUAAUAAUAAAUAAGGUUGUUUCACAAGUGUUUCCUUUACAUAAUCAUAAUGAUCUCAAGAUUUUACGCCAGACUUGGGUUCAAGCCAUCUUCUCAAAACAGCCCUUAGAUGAGGUCUGUCGAUACUUUGGUGUGAAAAUUGGUUUAUACUUUGCAUAUCUGGGUCAUUACACAACAUGGCUAAUUCUUCCAGCCCUUGUUGGUCUCAUCAUAUUUCUUAUGCAAGGACAAAAUCAGCUCUUAGAAGAUUUAUGCUAUGUAGGAUUUGCACUCUUCAACGUCAUUUGGGCUACACUGUAUCUCAAAUUCUGGAAGAGGGCUUCUACAGUGUAUUGCUACAAAUGGGGUACCUUAGAAAAGAAAGAUGAUCUGCUGAAAGACCCAAGACCUCUCUUCAAGGGAGAUCUUGUAAAGAGCCCAAUCACAGGUCAUCUGGAGUUAGCUUACCCAGCAUGGAAGCGUCUUCUGUUUCAGUACUUCGUCACAUUUCCUGUCAUUGCCAUUUGCCUUGCAUUUGUUUUCAUUAUAAUGCUUUUAUGUUUCGAACUUCAGGAGUGGGUGAAUGGACUCAUUGCUGAAGAAGAACUUCCUUAUAUCUUUAGUUUUCUACCUAAAGUCCUGUUAGCUGUGGUGGUCACUAUUUUAGAUGAAGUGUAUAAAGAAAUAGCAAUCUGGCUCACUCAUAAAGAAAAUUACAGAUUGGAACAAUCUCAUGAGACAAGUCUUAUUAUAAAGUUAGUAAUGUUUCAGUUUGUCAACUCAUUUCUGUCAUUGUUUUAUAUUGGAUUUUACCUCCGUGAUAUGGAUCGACUUCGUGAUCAACUUGCAGCACUCCUAAUUACACGUCAGGUUCUCGGAAAUGUAAAAGAGGCACUUGCACCAUAUAUCAUUUGGAAAGCUCGCUUGUACAGUGUAGGAUACCGUAUAGCCACACAGAUGUCUCCCGCCUCUGUGGAGAAAGAAGUGCGGAGGAUGACAGCCAGACCCAAAGCUCAUAGCUCCAGCAUGCACUCCAAGAAAGAUGGGGCAAAAGACUCUGACAGUGACAGCAGUACCUUGACAGAGGAAGAUGAGGAAGCUCUACCUGCACUCACCCAAGCAGAAGUGGAAAGUGCAAUGAAGAAAUAUGAGGACACUUUAGACGACUAUCUGGAGAUGUGCAUACAGUUUGGCUACAUCACCUUGUUCUCGUCAGCUUUCCCUCUUGCAGCUCUCUGUGCCUUGUUUAACAAUGUCAUUGAGAUACGUUCUGAUGCCUUUAAGCUGUGCCUGACUUUCCAAAGACCAUUUGGCCAGCGUGUGGAUAGUAUCGGGAUUUGGCAGGAUGUUCUGCUUGUGUUUAGUGUCAUCGCUGUCAUAGUCAACUGCUCCCUAGUGGGUACCUCUGGACUGUUGGAGCGUAUGUUACCUGGUCUUAGCAGCACAACUUACUGUAUAAUCAUUGUCCUUGUUGAGCAUUUUAUUCUUACAACCAAGUUUUCUUUGUACCGGUCUAUACCAGACCUUCCUCCUUGUAUUUCCACUGAGAUGGCAAGGUUAGAAUAUCAACGAACUGAAGCAAUUAAGCAAUUGGUGUCCCAGUUGGCACAGAAUCAUGGAGGUGGUAGUUUGAUAUCCCACUACCCUGGAAGCCCCAGUAUUCGCAGAAGAAAAAUGCCAGAAAGUCCAGUGGCAGAGUCUAGCUUAAAGGAGCCUUCUCCUCCUUUAGGAGGCUCUGUCAAAACUAUUAUGUCUCAACCUAGUUCAGCUACGUCCUCUCAUACUAACACAGCUGCAUCCAGACCUACAGAUUUUUUUACCAUCACCCCAAAAGUGUCUGAUAAGCCAGAUGUGCCACCCAGAACCUCUAUUCAGAAAACUGAAUCAGCACCUCUCCCACCUCAGCAGCCUUUGACGCUGGAAUCCAGAGGGGCUGAAAAUGUAGUGUCAGAAACUCUUCAUCCAAUGUUUGAUUAUUCAGAUAUUAGAACCUCAGAAGCCCCACAAGCUCCUCCUACUGUACCAACCCCUGCUCCACCUAGGAUCAUACCACAACCUAGUAAGGGUGUCUCGAAAGGCAAUUCAGAGGUAAUGAGAAGGAUUUUGCGCAAAAAAAUGGAUUUAGAAGAUGGACAAAGAAGGCGCUCUGAACCAGUGAGUGCAGCUGUGACUCAAGCCUUGUCCUUGCAAAGACAGGAUACUGAUGGUAUGAGAAAGAAAAAAAUAUAUGAAAACAAAGAAGAUCUUAGAGCUGCAUGCAAAGUCCAUCUGAGCACAGAGAACUUAAGGAGAAGUAUGGAUGGGCUCAACUCUUUGAGGGGCUUAGAAGCCAAUUUGUCUUCAUCUCUUCCUGGAUUAAAUGAUGCUUCAGGAAUAAGCAGUGCAUCAUUACCUGGCUCAUCUCAAUAUGUAGCUUCUCCACGCCCGCUGAAAUCACUUGGCGACCCUUCUUUUCUAGCUACCAAAAUUUUAUCCAGGAAGUCUAGAUCGUUCUCAACGGCAGAUGUCAAUGAUGUAAAAUCAGCAUUUCGGGAAAGAUUUUCCUGGAGAGGUGAACUGGUGCAGUCCAGUAAGUCUACAAAUAGUAAGAAAAAGCUGAACGCUAAUCCUGAAGCAAGCAAGAAAAUUGUGCUAGAUGAGAUUAAAUCAGAUGUUUCCGAUAUUAGUAUUACUGAAGAUGAACCAAAAUCUAGCUCUGUGGCCAAGGAUGUAGUCAAGUUGUCAACAGAUGCUCCUCUCCCUCCAGCACCAACACAGUCAAGUAGUGAAUCAGCUACAUUGAAACCUCCUAGCGGAUAUAAAAUGAAAGAAAGUGGAAGUGAUUCCAAACUUAAUGUCUUCAAAGCUUUCAGGGAGAGUGUGAGCAAACCUCUCAGCCUGUCUCCACGAGCAUCAGAUUCUAAACACAAGAAAACAUAAGAUGUAUGACUAUCACUGUUUUAUUAUUUUGAAGAAAAAAGCAACGUAUAUGACACAUACAAGUUAUAAGCACAAUCUAAUAGUUCCAGUCCUGCCCUAACGAGCUGCUGGCAUUAAAACUGUACAUAAGAAUCUAUAAUUGUUUUGAAUCACAAAUCAUAUGUGUAUAUCUUGUUGACAAUCAUCUCAGAAACAGAGUUUCACUUGUUGUAUUCAAUAAUACUAAUUGAUGCAUCUGUUUUGUCUGGGUUUUUUUUCUUGCUCCCCCUUAGAUUGCAUUUUUGCAUAUUAUUUCCCUCUAACAAAAGAAUUUGUACCGAUCAUUUUUUUUACCAAUUUUCCCUAUUUCAAAUUUUGAUUGCAUUGGUGAUGAAAGUGUGUUAUGCAUUUUUUUUUUAUUUCAAUGAUUUGGUUUUUGUUUGAAAGAAAUACAUAGCGUGAACCCUUACACAGAAGAAGUGCACACCAUCCAACGGAUCAUUGUGACCUGCUGCUAAUGCUAACAAUAUUUUUUUCAUUGCUAAUAUGAGUAUUCCAGCCAUUUGUUUUGUUCACUAGCACUUAUGCUUUGUUGUAAUUGAAUUUUAGACACUCAUGCUUUCAUGUCAAUUUAUAAACCGUUAUGAGUUGCUGUUAUUGCUUGCUAUUAUUUAACAAGUCACAAAAAUGGUCAACAAAAUGUUUAUUUGUGUUUUGGUUUCAGAUCCAUAUCAGAGUUGAUGCUUGUGAUAAAUUUAGAAUGUGGACUUAAAUAUUUAACAGAUUUGUACAUUUAUCAGUUGACAAAAAAAAAUGACUAGUAAAUAAAUGAGGGAACAUUGAGUGGAGAGAAUGCAGUGAACACUAACAAAUUAACACCAUAAUAUUUAACCAAUGUGUUCAGUGAGAAUACUUAAAACCAGCCCUUUGCCAAAAUGUAAUUCUGUUAUGUCAGUUGACUUUAGUCCACACGUGUACUGGUAGUUCAUAUUUUGAUUAUUACUCUAAAAUUAUUAUUUUUUUAUUUCAAUAACACUCUGACAAUUACAGUGAUUUUUUAUUUACUAUUUAUUAUAAUCAUUUUAUUUUUUUAUCAGGUCAUUUCAUUUCCUUUGCAAAUGUUGUACGUAGUUAAUUCUUCUAUUGAUAUAGAUUUAGAUUUUUUUUUUUAUUUGACUUUUGUUUAAUAGUAUUAUUUGCUUCAAACGGGUGCUCUUUUUUUAAACAAUAUUUAUAUUACCAUAGCUUGAGUGCUUAAAAUGGCAUUUAUUGUUUUAUUCAUUUAUUUAAAGAUCUGGUGUAUUCAUUUAGAUUUUGUCAUGCUUUUGUUUUCUUUUAAUUUUUUGCUUCAGACCUGUACAAAAGCACCUUACUUCUUAUAAAGCCUGUUUCAAGCCCAUAGGGUUCCCUGCAGUUCAUCCCUUGUUUAGAUCUCUUUGUCUUGAACCUUACUGUAUUUUAUCUUUGGUAAUGACCAAAUAACAUAAAAUGUAUUAGUUCUGAAGUUUUUGUUUAAAACAAUAAACAUUCUGGGUGAUCACAUUUCUGAAAGUCUGCUAGAGGUAUUAAUGUUUAAAAAAAACAAUGUUUAAUAGUCAAAUAUUAAAAUGAUUAAUGAAGUUUAUUUUAUAGUUUGAGAUAAGCUAUUAUGAACAAGUGAGAUAAGCUGUUCUAAACAAGUGAGAUAAGCUUUUCUAAACAAGUGAGAUAAGCUGUUAUACACAAGUGAGAUAAGCUGUUCUAAACAAGUGAGAUAAGCUGUUAUAAACAAGUCACUCACCAUUUGGAUGAUUUAUAUUUAGUAUUCACACAAUCUCCAAUUCAAAGAUUUCUGAGGAAAUAAAAAUCUCUAGUUGAUCUCAUUGUGUCUCUGGAUACCACAAACUUGUGCAGGUAGCCUUCUAGACAAAUAUUACUUGUAAAAAAAAGUGUUUUUUUUUUAAAUUAAUUAGCGUUAAUCUACUAAUUCAGUAAUAGUAUUGAUUUUUGUUUUCAGUAAAUUUGUUUUCCCUUUUUUUCUUUUCAUCAUAAAUGUUAUUAUAACUAUUAAUAUUGUUUUCUGAUCUUUUUGUCCUAGUCAUGAUCUAAUAAAACUGUAUUAUCAUUAUUGCAAGUAGCAGAAAUAAUUGUUUAACCAAAAGACAAGGUAUUAAUAUUUUAUUCAUUUUCAGUUUUCAUUUUUGUUAUAGUAUUAAAGUAAAAAGUUCACAGUCACCCAAUGCCAGAGAUUAAUAAUCAACUUCUGCAGUUGAAUAACUGCUUUUGUUAUGUUUUAAGUCUGUUAUUUUCAGUGCAAUAUUUUGUUUGGCUUGUUAAAUGAGAUAAAACUUCCUGUUAUCUGACCACUGAGUGAGUUAAAAGCUAUGCCAGAUUGUAACCUUCAUCUAUUAAUGUUGGUUUACAUUUCUCCUUCAAUAAAUGACAUUAAAACUAGUUUGACCUUCAAUUCAUUUACAA